Messenger RNA from Aphanomyces astaci, 1743 nucleotides. RefSeq lists its product as hypothetical. Gene Ontology annotation, molecular function: symporter activity. The coding region runs from base 501 to 1643 and encodes 380 amino acids. The transcript is spliced from 2 exons. Gene Ontology annotation, cellular component: membrane. The record is from RefSeq and is a predicted model, not a curated record. Lineage: Eukaryota; Oomycota; Saprolegniomycetes; Saprolegniales; Verrucalvaceae. Gene Ontology annotation, biological process: carbohydrate transport.
CUCCAACACACAUCUGCUUUCAUCGCGUCGACCACCUCCGCCAUGAAAGAGACCGAGGGAUCCCCACGCGGCAUGAACCAUUGGCCUAGUACCAAGAUCUUGGCGUACGCCGUGGGCCAUGUCCUGAACGACAUGUGUGCGUCGUCGUGGUUCUCGUACCUGCUCGUAUUUCUCAACGCGGUGGCCGGCCUGUCGCCCGUGGACAGCGCGCUCGUCAUGUUCUCCGGUCAGAUCGCCGACGGCCUCGCGACGCCGCUGGUGGGCGUGCUCUCGGACAAGUCGACGGGGUUUCCAUCUAUCGGGUUUGGCCGUCGCAAGACGUGGCUCACCGGCGGGUCCGUCCUCGUCGUCGUGUGUUUCUACGGCGUAUUCGGGACGUGUGUGCCGCAGCUAUUUGACGCGUCGCCGUCCCGACUCACGCUGGUCGUGUACUACUGCGUCAGCGCGAGUCUCUUCAACGUCGGGUGGGCCGCCGUCCAAGUGUCGCACAUGGCCAUGGUAUGUACCCAAACACAAACUUGUCACAGUUCUAUUUAUUUUUUAUGACGAACCUAACGGCGUCGCAGGUGCCUGAACUCACGACCAACGACAACGUUCGAUGUGUGCUCAACAGCACGCGGUAUGCGUUUACGAUCCUCUCCAACGUGCUCGUGUUUGUCGUGUUUCUGUUCUUGCUCCAUGACGUGGCGCCACUAGAAGUCCCCGACGCGUACAAGUUUACCCUGCUCACGACCGUGUCGCUGGUGGUGGGUGGCAUCUGCACCGCUUGGUUCCUCCUCGGAACGGACGAAGUCGUCAAGAAGGUCACAACGCCGCCAUCUUCCGUCGGCCGUCGACGGGGCUCCAGUCCGUCGGCCGCAGAAGCCAUGAACCGCGGCCCCAACGCGCUCUCGUUCGAAGCCGACCUGCCGAUCGUGCCGUUGGACACGACGGCGCUGACGUGGUCCGACUGGUUCCACGUCGGCAUGUUCUACGAAGUGGGCAUGGUGUACAUGUGCACGCGGCUCACGGUCAACGUCACGCAGGUGUACAUCCCGUUCCUGCUCACUGUCACAUUGCACAUGACGGCCACGUCCAUCGCGAUCGUGCCGCUGCUCGUCUACGUGUCGGGCUUCCUCGCCACGUUUCUGCUGCGGUGGAUGAACGAAAAGAUGGGUCGGGAAGGCACGUUCGCGGCGGGGGCGGCGCUCGUGUCAGUGUCGCUGGGCCUCACGUGGCUGCUCACGCCAGAAACCAGCGGGUGGAUCUACCUCUUGUCGGUGCUGCUCGGACUCGGCAACUCGAUCGUCAUGGUCACGUCCGUGUGUCUCGAAGGCGAUCUCGUCGGCGACAGCUGCGAAAGCGGCGCGUUCGUGUACGGCGCCAUGAGUUUCACUGACAAAAUCUCCAACGGCAUCGCGGUGCUGUGGAUCCAGAACCAACGAGAAGCCAUUCAAGUGCAGUUUCCGUCGUCCACGGCGGAAGACGGCGAGUUUGUGCGACUCGCGUACUGUGUCGUACCCGCCGUCAGUGCUAUCUUGGGCGCCAUCACGCUGUACUACAUGAAGCACGGCAGCAAGACGUUGGUGGACCGAGUGCCUGCUGCCAACGACAGCGAGAAGCAGAGCUUGUUGCAGAAUGACACCGUUUACGGCACCGCCUGAGAGUAGCCCCUAUCGUAGCUGUAUGUACACGAUAGAAGUUUGUAUCCCGAUUACUUGUGCGUCGAGUCGAGGAGCAUGCUGGUCGGAACCCUGAGGGCAC